Molecule: messenger RNA, 1598 nt
Organism: Eucalyptus grandis
Lineage: Eukaryota; Viridiplantae; Streptophyta; Magnoliopsida; Myrtales; Myrtaceae
Product: disease resistance protein At4g27190-like
Exons: 2
Coding region: 281-1054 (257 amino acids)
Molecular function (GO): protein binding
Source: RefSeq, a predicted model, not a curated record
GACUUUGAAGGAGCAAACUUUAACGAAAAUAAAAGUGGACCGACCUGAUUAUGUAAAUAAUCGCCAGAAAUCCCCACAAAGUUGCCCAGCCUCUUGUGGUCUCUAUAAUCUGAUUAGUCCUGCUCACCCCGCGAAAUCAAGACGGAGGCUAUGGAAGGACCUGACAGAGAGACUUCUCAGUUCUCUUCCAAAAGGUACCCCACAACCGGUAGAGGAACUUGAGAUAUGUUUUGCCGACAUCGGUUCCAGUCCGCCUGAAUAUAGCAGCAGAAAGGUCCUUAUGCGCAGGGGUUUAGGACUGACGGAACCUCCGGAGGUCACGCAAUGGCGGAGUUUUGCAGAGAUUUACUUGAUGGAAAAUCAGUUGACUAAGUUACCCGAGGAUCCUCGGUGUCCUGUACUCUUGGUAUUGUUUCUGAAUAGAAAUUACAAGCUUGGAACUAUCAGUCCGUCUUUCUUUGAUCACAUGCCUGCUCUUGAAAUCCUGAAUUUAUCCAGAACUCGGAUCAAGUCCUUGCCAGAGUCUCUGUUCAGGUUAAGCCGCCUGAAAAGACUGUUCUUAAAUCACUGUGAGUUAUUGAUGGCGUUACCUUCAAAAAUUGGAGAACUUCAGCAGCUUGAGGUACUUGAUCUUGAAGGUACUGAGAUCAUGGAUCUGCCAAAGGAGGUGGCAAAGCUAACAAAGCUCACUUGCUUAGAAGUAUCUUUUUGCCGACGCAUAAAUCAGGGCACAAAAUCUGUGAGAGCAAAUGCGUUGAUUCCUCAAGGCAAUAUUUCCGCGUUAUCUCAGUUAGAAGAAUUAAGUAUUGAUGUAAAUCCAGAGGAUGAGAGGUGGGAGAGUGUUGUGGAAGCUAUUGUUGAUGACGUUUGUGGCUUGAUAAGUCUGGAUACACUUAAAUUGUACCUUCCGCGAGUGGAAUAUCUGAGGAAAUUCAAAUGGUUUGGUACAUACAAGGUGUCUAGAUCAUUGUCACAUUUCAAAUUCAUUGUUGGCAAUCAUGAUAAACGCAUAAUGAAUCGACUCCUAGUAGAUCUUGAGUUUGCACUGGGAUAGAUCCCUGAAAUAUGUAAAUGGUGUGGGGGUGCCUAUAGAUAUCCAGAAGAUGCUUCGGCAUGCUUCUGCAUUUUUCUUAGACCGCCAUACGGAUAUCACUUAGCUAUCUGAUUUUGGGAUUGAGAACAUGGAGCAACUGAAAUGCUGCAUAAUUGGGGAGUGUAAUGAGAUUUGGGUUAUUAUUGAUGGAACUGACAUGUACGAUGAAGCUGAUAGAAGUGGAAUUGUAUCAGAAAUAUUGGAGGAUGAAACGAGACUUCUCAAGUCACUUGAAUAUCUCUAUGUAUAUCGUAUGAAGAGUUUGAGUUGCAUUUAUGAGGGGCCGCUGCAUCGAGGAUCCUUGUCUCAUCUUAAAUGCUUGGCCUUAGUCACAUGCCCUCGGUUGACUACUCUAUUCACACCUGGCCUACUGGAAAAUCUUGAUAGCUUAGAAGAGCUCAAAGUCAAAGACUGCCGUGUUGUCUCAAGUUUAGUGACGUGUGAAGAUACUUCUAUUUACGAGAGUACUCACUUCCUCCCCAACAUGAAAAGGAUAUCCCUAUUC